AUACCUUUCAAUCUAAUAGAACGAAAUGUGUGAUCUAAUCAUUUUACGUUGUGAGGAAGAAUGAUACGGAUUACGGAGUAAUCUAAUGAUAAUUCAGUGGUUCACUUAACUUAAUUGUUUUUAGGAAUGAGUUAUGUAUACGUAGUAGGACUACAUGCUCAUUAGGGAGCCAUUUCACCGGCGGUUCCGAACGAACAGGCGGCUUAAGCUUAAUUCUGAGAUUUAACUUGAGCUCCAAUUAACAUACUCCGGACUUCCCGCAGCGAAGACAGAGGUAAGCAAUGAGAGAGAAGAGUUUGCUCCUGAUUUUGAGGCAAAACAAAACCUUGGGUUCGAAGAUUUCAUCGAAUCUGAGCGGGUUGUUCAAAUCAACCUCGACCCAAACUUCGGAAAAGUACAGGCUUUUUUCUGUCGCGAAGCUUGCUCCUUUAAGCAGAAACUCAGUUACCAGAAGCUUUGUCAAUUAUGGGUUCAGAUCCUUUCGUCAGUUCAAUCACAAGGGAUACAGACCAUCAAAUAGAAAUUUUUCCACUUCCACGGCUGCUGAAACAAAGGAGGGGUUGAAGCUCCUAGUAACUGGUGGGCCACAUGCUCAGAAAGUGGUUGGGAUAUGGCUUUUCGCUUCAGCUGCUUGGGUGUUUAGUAUGGUGGUGCUAGGGGGAGUAACACGCCUAACACGUUCUGGCCUUUCCAUGACUGACUGGAAAUUCACAGGGAGUUUGCCUCCUCUUUCAGAUGAAGAAUGGGUGGUUGAGUUUGAGAAAUACAAACAAUCCCCUGAGUAUAAGCGUGUAAACAAGGGGAUGGAAAUGGAAGAUUUCAAAUUCAUAUAUUGGAUGGAAUAUGCUCACCGAAUGUGGGGAAGAGGAUUAGGUAUAAUGUUUGCGCUUCCUUUCUCAUACUUCCUCCGCAAGGGCUAUAUUACUGUGCGAUUAGGGCUUCGUCUCUCUGCCUUAUUUGCCCUUGGUGCUGGACAAGGACUUAUUGGUUGGUGGAUGGUUAAAAGUGGUUUAGAGGACCCACCAUCAGAGUAUGUCAUACCAAGGGUGAGCCCAUACCGCCUUGCAGCUCAUCUUACAUCGGCUUUUGCCAUUUAUUGUGGCCUCUUUUGGACGGGUCUCUCUGUUGUUAUGCCCGAACCUCCUGCCGAGUCACUUGCCUGGGUACAAGGAGCAGCAAAAGUAAAGCGUCUUGCCCUUCCAGUUGGUAUCCUCGUUGGACUUACAGCUAUCUCAGGUGCAUUUGUUGCUGGAAAUGAUGCUGGUCAUGCAUUCAAUACAUUUCCUAAAAUGGGAGACCAGUGGAUUCCAGAUGAUGUUUUCAGUGUGAAGCCACUCAUCCGCAACUUCUUUGAAAACACUGCAACUGUCCAGCUUGACCAUCGCAUACUUGCCACUGCAACAUUAGCCUCCAUAGGUGGCCUAUGGUGGGCAACAAGGAAACUAGACAUCCAUCCUGCGAUACAUUCUUUAAUCGGAAGCACUGUGGGCAUGGCUGCUCUUCAGGUCAGCUUGGGCAUAUCAACACUUCUUUCGUACGUACCUGUUUCAUUAGGGACAGCUCAUCAAGCCGGAGCUUUGACUCUUUUAACACUUAUGGUUCUGCUCAACCACACCGUGAGGCGCCCUUCUUUGAAUCUUCUCAAGUCAUUGCCUCCAAUUACAAGAACAGUAUGAAUGUCAUAUGUGACUUGGACUGAGCAUCAAGCCAAGACUAAGCCGGGAUCACGGAAAUCAUAAGUUGGAAGAGUGAACCGGAAAGUUUUGGCCCAGGAGACCAAGUUGGGAUUGGACAGAGUCAUUCCCAAUGGACUGGACCAGACCGUUUUGAUCUUUUUUAUUUUGAAAAUGUUUUUGUUAAAAAAUAUUAGCUUUGAUUGUCCAAAAACAACUACCAUAUUGGCUUUGUGUUUCUAUUAUUUUUAGGGGAGCUCUCCCGUGCAUUCCCUUUGUAGAAUGUUCUGGUGCAUUAGACAUGUGGCUGAAUAUGAGUGGAAGACAUUCCAUAUCAGCAGUUUCGUUUA
Messenger RNA from Cuscuta epithymum, 2023 nucleotides. Lineage: Eukaryota; Viridiplantae; Streptophyta; Magnoliopsida; Solanales; Convolvulaceae. The record is from the annotation of a GenBank genome assembly.